AUGCGUUAUAUCAAUAUAUCUGAAACGCCGCUUAACGGAGAUGCAAGUGUGCUGUCGGAAAAUGCAUCAGCACAAGCUAUAAGAAAAAGUUAUGUUCAUGGUGUAUCAAACAUUCCAUUCCUGUUUGAUACGAUCGGUGAUCGUCUUCGGUUAGCCGUCGAUCAGGUUCCGGAUCGAGAAUUUGUUAUUUUUAAGCAUGAUGGCAUACGUAAAACCUAUCAACAACUUCUUCAUGAUUGUGAAAAAUUUGCUACCGGUUUGUUGCAUUUGGGUUUGAAUCGUGGCGAUCGAGUAGGAAUAUGGGGUCCAAAUUUAUAUGAAUGGAUCGUUUGCCAAUUUGCUACCGCACUUGCUGGCAUGAUUUUGGUUAAUAUAAAUCCAUCAUAUCAAUCGGAAGAGCUAAAAUUUGCUAUUGGUAAAGUAGGCAUCAAAGCAUUGGUCUCACCUGCAAGUUUUAAAAAAUCAAACUACUAUUUAUUGAUGGUGGAUAUUAUGCCGGAUCUUGCUGUUAAACCGGAAGGUAAAGGUGAUAUAAAUGCCGAUUAUUUUCCUGCUUUUCGUCAUUUCAUUAUCAUUGAUCGAGAUGAUGAUGAUAAGUUGUAUAGAGGAGCCUGGAGAUAUUCGGAUGUGACAAAAAUGGGUACUGAGGAAGAUCGAUUAAAAUUGGCCGAUAUUGAACGACAGAUACGACCAGAUGAUCCGGUUAAUAUACAGUAUACCAGUGUAGGUAUUCCGUUUGUAUUUGGCAAGCAUCAUACAUUAGUAUUUUAUCUUUUAAUUGUCUACGGUACCACCGGACAACCAAAAGGAGCUACCUUAACUCAUCAUAAUGUUGUAAAUAAUGCAUAUUUUGUUGGACGACGCGCUGGUUACAAUGAAAAACGUACAAUAAUUUGUAUUCCGAACCCACUGUAUCAUUGUUUCGGUUGUGUUAUGGGUAGUCUGAGCGCAUGUAUUCAUUUGCAAACUUGCGUAUUUCCAGCGCCAUCAUUCGAUGCUUUAGCUGCUCUUCAAGCUAUACAUGAAGAAAGAUGUACAGCAGUUUAUGGUACUCCAACAAUGUAUAUUGAUAUGCUAAAUCAUCCUCAAUACAAGCAAUUUGAUUGCACAUCGAUAACAUCGGGUUUUGUAGCCGGAGCACCAUGUCCUAUAACAUUGUGUCAAAGACUUGUAAAGGAAUUGGGUAUGCGUGAUUUGCAGGUAUGUUAUGGUACAACGGAAACCAGUCCAGUAUCUUUUAUGUCACUUCGAGAGGAACAACCGGAAGAACGUGUCAAAUCUGUUGGCUACAUUAUGGAUCAUCUUGAGUCUGCUGUAGUCGAUAGUGAAGGAAUCAUUCUACCACGUGGUGAACGUGGUGAAGUACUCGUACGUGGUUAUUCGGUGAUGAAAUAUUACUGGGAUAAUGAAAUACAGACUAAAGAAGAAAUUACAACUGAUAGAUGGUAUCAUACUGGUGAUAUCGGUGUAAUUCAUGAAAAUGGUUCAUUGAGUAUUGUUGGCCGAAAAAAGGAUAUGAUUGUACGUGGUGGUGAAAACAUUUAUCCAUUGGAAAUAGAGCAAUAUCUAUUUCGACAUCCAAAAAUUGAAGAUGUGCAGGUUGUUGGUGUACCGGAUGAGCGAUAUGGUGAAGUAGUAUGUGCAUGGAUACGAUUGCAUGAUUCUGCAAAUGAUGUUACAGAGGAUGAUAUCCGAAAUUUCUGCAAAGGACGAAUUGCACACUUCAAAAUUCCACGAUAUAUUUUAUUCAAAAAAGAAAAUGAAUUUCCGUUAACAGUGACGGGUAAAGUGAAAAAAUACGAAAUAAGAGAAUUAUCGAAAAUUGAACUUGGCUUAGAGCAAACCAAACGACGUAUUGAUCAUUUCAAUGGUGAAUGGAUUUUCGAAGUACAAGCAGAAAAGCAUCCCACAAUACCGAGAGGUUGA
This is a messenger RNA of Acanthocheilonema viteae, 1926 nucleotides long. NCBI's taxonomy places the organism in Eukaryota, Metazoa, Nematoda, Chromadorea, Rhabditida, Onchocercidae. The record is from the annotation of a GenBank genome assembly.